AUGCUCCGCAAGAAGGAGGUCUACACGACCGUCACGCCCAUCCCGGGCUUCAUCCCCCGCCAGCUCGCCGUCGAUAUUCUCCACUCCCACUCCGAGGUCAUCACCCUCAACCCCCUCGUCCUCGACCACAAGCCCAUCAAGGCGCCCCGCGAUGCCGCUUCAGACGAGUACUACUCGACAUGGUACGAGAUCAGCCAGCGCAUCCAGUACGUCCCCGGCAUCGGCAAGAUGGGCUCCGGCAAGAUCAGCUUCAACGGCUGCUUCCACGACAUGCCCUGGGGCCUGCAGACGCACACCUACGCCCCCAUGAACAUCGACAUCCGCAUCAAGUAUCGCAUCGACGGCAACCAACCCGGCGUCGAACCGCCCCAACCCCCCGAGAUCGGCACCGGCGGUCUAGGCAUCCCCGCCGACGGCCUCUACCUGCGCGAGGACAUUGAGAUCCGCUGCAACGUGACCAUGGUCAGCUUCGUCAAGGCCCAGCUAAAGGCCGCCAGCAAGGAGAUGGUCUCGCGCAUCAUCAAAAAGGCCGAGCUGCUCGACGCCGGCGUGCUGCAGGCCAUGAUCGAGAACGGCAAGCUGCGCACCAUCAACCCCGCCGACCGCACCACCACGGGGCUGUCCGGCCUGCGCUCGCCCGCCUCCGCCAGCCUGAGCCCCGACGCCGCCAGUCCGAGACACGACUCUCACUCGCCCCCCGCGCCCUACCACAUUCCGAGACCCGUAUCGUCCUACAACGCGAACCCGCCACCCCCGGGCCGCUUCGGCCACCACUACAGCCAUUCGGCGGACCUGCAAUCGCAGCAGGACGCCCCGCAGACGUCUUUCGUCGCCGAGCUGCCGGGCAACUUCUACCACCCGAAGCCCCCGCCGCAGCCUUCACCCGGUCUGGGCGCCGACCACGACUCCCUGUCGCGGCCGUCCUCCCAGCAGUCGCCGGACCCCAACUCGUGGCGCUGGUCCCAGGACCAGCGGAGCCCCUCCUCGCAGCAGAGCUCGCGCCCGACGAGCAUGGCGUCGUCCGAGGCGAGCAGCGGCUUCGCGAGCCCCGCCCUCGACCACAAAGGCUUCUCGUCCGAGCUGCCCACCCACCCCGAGACGCAGGAGGAGCACCGCGGCGGCGGCGGCGGCGACGUCAUCAGCAAGAUGGACGAAGCCACUUCGGCGCACAAGGUCCUGAGGCCGAAAUCCUACCAAGCCUACCAGCCCUACACCUACAACCCCCGAGAUUACGCACCCAUGGGACGGUGA
This is a messenger RNA of Colletotrichum graminicola M1.001, 1251 nucleotides long. RefSeq lists its product as uncharacterized. Lineage: Eukaryota; Fungi; Ascomycota; Sordariomycetes; Glomerellales; Glomerellaceae. The transcript has a single exon. The record is from RefSeq and is a predicted model, not a curated record. The coding region runs from base 1 to 1251 and encodes 416 amino acids.